AUGGAGAUAUCACGAGAAGAGCUCAAGCUAGUGGUCACUCCCUUGCACGGAUUCACUAUGGACAGCAUCAACUCCAAUGGAAGCGUCACACUACCUCUGUCGGUCAGCCUUAUGCUCUCUCCGGGUCUUCAUUGCCAGCCACAUGUUCUUGAUGAAAUUCCCAACCAAAGCUGGUGUGGGAUAUGUGAAGGGCAACCAACAAAAAGCUAG
This is a messenger RNA of Prunus armeniaca (apricot), 210 nucleotides long. The record is from the annotation of a GenBank genome assembly. NCBI's taxonomy places the organism in Eukaryota, Viridiplantae, Streptophyta, Magnoliopsida, Rosales, Rosaceae.